UAGAAUAAUAACAGUUCAAAGACAAUGCACAUUUUAAAAGUUUUUGGAAAAACACUGCUAACUUGUUUGAACAAUGUAUUAAAGUGCCUGUUUGCUGUUUCCCCCAAUCUAAUUCAGUUUUCAUUUUUGUUAGCAUUGGUCAAUUUUUCCAGUUGAUGGAGAUUUACAAAUCCUAAUCUGUCGUUUAUUGAACUAUCUAUCCCUAUUGGCUUUGCAAUAUACUGCAGCACUGCUAAAUAUGCUAUACAUUUCUUCAUCUAGGCAGUAGAUACCAUUUUUCCCCCCAUAAAAAUAGGCUAAAGACAGAGUCCAAAAGACAGCCGUACAGAUCAUGUUGACAUGUAUCAAUUUAUCAAUACUCUUUGGAUAUUUUUCUUGGAGCUCCAAAGCCAGCUUUAUUAAUAUUCUGAUUAUGACUAAUCAAAGAGUACCGAAGUCACCUAACUCUAGUAUCUUAGCCUACUUUUCUCCAUCUUGUUCACAAGGAUUUAAUAGAAAAGUUUCUUAAAUGUAGUACUGAGGGAUGAUUUAUCUUUGGCAUUUUCCUCAUCGUUCUCAGUAACUCUUGAGGACACAGGCUAUAUCUUACACAUUCUUGUAUAUCAGAGUCUAGCACAAAACUUGCUUGGUAAAUAGUACAUAGUAGAUUCCCAAUAAAGGUUUGAAUGAUAUGCUUAAUUUGGCACAAACUUAAUGAAUCUCUGUUGUCUCACCAUACACACCGCUUUCCAAGCCAUCAAUAGACAUGUAUGUUCAUUCAGAAAUGGCAAAACGUGUAAUGGAAAGAGCAUGUUUUGUAACUGGAAGUCAUGAGUUUAAGUAAGUCCUUCCUGGCAUUGCAAUUUACAAACUGGUAAUUUUGUGUAAUUCCAGGCCUUACUCGGUUUGUUCACUUACAAAAUGGUGAUAACCCAUCUUCAUUUUCUUGACUUUUUAAAAACCCUGUAAUAACUUUCUACUGCACUCAAGAGAAAGUCCAACCCUUUCACAUGCAUUAUAAAGAAUUUUGUGAUACAGUCCCUGCUCAAUUCUGCACUAUCACUAUGCUAACAAUCUAAUCUCUCUUUCACCUCAGGGCCUUUUGUACAAGCUGUUUGUUUAGUCCCAGAAUGCUCUUUCUUGCACUCUUAUAUGUCGACUACUCCUAGCAGUGAUACUAGCAAUGUCAAUAGCUACAACCUAUUGGAAUUCUUACUAAACAUGGGACACUUUAUUAGUUUAUACUUUAUGAAAUAAGUACUAUUGUUAUCUGUUUCACAUAUAAGGCACAGAGAAGUGAAGCAACUUACCCAGAGUAACACAGCUAUCAAGUACAGGUACUGGGUUACAAACUCAGAGCUGUCUGAAUUAAAAGUGGAAAUUCUCAACUCCUGCUAUUAAGGUACCAACUUUAUCCACCAAGUAUAACAUCUGUAAGAUCUUCGAAUAGUCAAUGUGAUAGGUUAGCAGUUAAGACAUUGGUUUAUAAUCACUGGUUUACUUUCUGCUUUCUUGACCUAGGAUAAAUAAGCCGUUUGAACUCAGACAAGACUGCAUCUUGUAUACUAUUGCAUCCCCAACACCCAGUAUAGUUCCUGGUACACGUAAUGGGCAUUAAUAAAUAUUUGUUGAAUAAGUAAAUAUGGGAAAAUGUUUUUAAACAAAGACAUAACACAAUGUUAUUAUUUUCUAAUUUAACUAAGGAAUAUCACCAGGCUUACCACUUUGUGGUCUAUGGAAUCCAGUUUUUCUCUUUUUUGCAGUAUGGCACACUUGCUUACGUCUGUUCUUCUGUAACCUGUUUGAAAACACUGCCAACAAACAUCCCCCCUUAACAAAUAAAAUACAGCCUUUGAGAAAAUCUUUUAGAAGGAUACAAACUAAAACGUUAAAAUUAUUUUCCCUUCAUAGCAAUUCUUGAAAAUUCCUGAAUUUUUUUUUUUUAAUAUAGCAGAGCACAUCAGAGAUCGCUUUGGGAAAAAUUAUCUUUUAGAAAUGAAUUUCAAAUGAAGACAGGCUGAUUGGAGAAAAGCAACCUAGCACAUUUAUGCAUAAAACCUUCCCGUGCUGCCUAAGCAGUGUUGUCAGCAGGUGGCAUCUUAUUUUCCAUAUUUUACUGAAGGCUUUCAGUAACAGAGAAAACAGGCGCUGCACUGAGCAAAAGGUUUGUGUAUAUCAACCUUUUUUCGUUCAAUUUUUUGAUAAAACGUCCAGAAGUCAAAGUAAUAAUCAAUCUUGUAGUUCUCAUCAUCUUCAAAAGAUAGGAAAAAAACCUGGAUGGUGAAAAAAGCGGGAAAGGAAGUGUGGCAAGCAGGAUGAAACUAUUCUUCAAAUAGAGCACGGGCUUGGGUUCCGUUCCCAGGUGCGGCGCCUCAAAUUGACCGUUUGAAUUCUGUUAAUUUUGUCCUUUCCAUCAAAAAUUGGCACCUGGCUUUAUAAAAGUAUACACAAAAAAGGAAAGUAGUCGUCUGGUGAGAACGUCACCACCCGAAUCAGCCUCUGGGAACGCCACCACCGACCUCCGGUCCUACCGCCGCCGGCUCGCGGGUGCCCCGGGGGCCGGACGCCAGGCAAGGCAUCCCCUCGCGUUCCCGCUACCCACAAGCCCCCGCGCCUCGGCGCGCAUGCGCAGCGGCGACGGUCGUCUCAGGAAGAGGAAAAUGGAAUAAACAACUCGGAGGAACCAGAGCGCGAGAGAGCGAGUGGAGGCAGAAUUUAAAAAUAAACCGGCCCCUCCGCCCUCCCCACCCGUUCGCGGCCGCCGCUCUCCCUCCCCUAGCCUGCGCCCUCGAAGUCCCCGUCUGGGCCCGGGCGCCCACCCCGUCGUCCCGCGCGGCCCCUUUAAGAAAAGAGAACGAGAGUGAGUGAGAGAGAAUCCCAACUCUCCCCCUCCCCUCCCCUCCUUUUUACCCCCUCCUCCCUCCCCUCUCCCCUCCCCCCUCUCCCCGGGCGGCUCCGGCUCCCGCAGCGGGACAGACCCACCCGCCCAGGCUUUUAUCCGGCACCGGCAGCGUCCUCUUUCCCUCCCUGGUCUAUGGUGGCGGCGGCUCCUCGGGCGGCAGCGGAAGACGAGGCUGCGGCGUUGCCAUGAACAGUGGCGGCGGCCUCCCGCCCCCCUCGGCCGCCGCCUCCUCUUCCUCCUCCUCGCUGGCGGCGGCAGUGGCGGUGGUGGCCCCGCCGGGGGUCGGGGGUGUCCCCGGCGGGGCGGCGGCGGGAGUGAAGCUGAAGUACUGCCGCUACUACGCUAAGGAUAAGACUUGCUUCUACGGGGAGGAGUGUCAGUUCCUGCAUGAGGACCCGGCCGCUGGAGCUGCCCCGGGCCUCGGCCUCCAUAGCAACAGCGUCCCCCUGGCCCUGGCGGGCGCGCCGGUGGCCGGCUUUCCCCCCGGAGCGGUCCCGGGCGGGGGAGCCGGGCCGCCCCCGGGGCCCAAGAAGACGGACCUGGGAGGUCCGGGGGCUGGAGCCGCAGCCGGCGGAGCGGGCAGCAGCGGGAUACUCGAUGGACCGCGGCUGGCAAUUCCUGGAAUAGAUGGAGGUGCUUUAACUGAUACGAGUCUCACAGAUUCCUAUUUCAGCAGCAGCUUUAUUGGAGUCAAUGGGUUUGGAAGUCCUGUAGAAACGAAGUAUCCCUUGAUGCAGAGAAUGACUAAUAGUAGCAGCUCCCCAAGCCUUCUAAAUGACAGUGCCAAGCCAUAUGCAGGCCAUGAUCCUCUAACAUCACCUGCUUCAUCCUUGUUUAAUGACUUUGGUGCCCUCAACAUCUCUCAGAGAAGAAAGCCAAGGAAGUACCGCCUGGGGAUGCUGGAGGAGAGGCUAGUUCCGAUGGGAUCAAAGGCACGAAAAGCAAAGAACCCUAUUGGCUGCCUUGCCGACAGGUGUAAAUCAGGAGUACCCAUCAAUAUGGUUUGGUGGAACAGAGUCACAGAAAACAAUUUACAGACACCAAAUCCUACCGCAAGCGAGUUUAUUCCUAAAGGAGGAUCAACCUCCAGGCUGAGUAACGUGUCCCAGUCAAAUAUGUCUGCCUUCUCUCAAGUGUUCUCUCACCCAUCCAUGGGAAGCCCUGCUGCCGCUGGAUUAGCACCAGGAAUGUCAUUGUCUGCUGGGUCUUCCCCUCUUCAUUCCCCCAAGAUCACUCCACAUACGUCUCCUGCUCCCAGAAGAAGAAGUCACACUCCAAAUCCAGCAAAUUACAUGGUGCCUUCUAGUGCCUCUACACCUGUUAAUAACCCUGUGUCUCAGACCCAAGCCUCUGGUCAGGUGAUCCAAAAGGAAACUGUCGGUGGGACAACGUACUUCUAUACAGACACAACUCCAGCCCCUUUGACUGGAAUGAGAUCUUUCAAAAGUUAUCACAGAACAGCUUGCCGAACAGAAGGUCAAAUAAUUGAGGUAUUUCCAAACUAUCAUAUUUAUCCUCCCACUGCACCUCACGUUGCUUAUAUGCAACCAAAAGCAAAUGCACCUUCCUUCUUCAUGGCUGAUGAGCUCCGACAGGAGCUGAUUAACAGACAUUUAAUAACAAUGGCUCAAAUUGAUCAAGCAGAUAUGCCAGCAGUCCCUACAGAAGUUGACAGCUACCAUAGCCUAUUCCCUCUAGAACCACUGCCACCGCCCAACCGGAUACAGAAAUCCAGUAAUUUUGGAUACAUUACAUCUUGCUACAAAGCUGUAAAUAGCAAAGAUGAUCUGCCAUAUUGCCUUCGGAGGAUACAUGGUUUUCGUCUUGUUAACACAAAGUGCAUGGUGUUGGUCGAUAUGUGGAAAAAAAUUCAGCACUCAAAUAUUGUAACGUUGCGUGAGGUAUUUACCACUAAAGCGUUUGCAGAGCCUUCUCUUGUGUUUGCAUAUGAUUUCCAUGCUGGAGGAGAGACUAUGAUGAGCAGACACUUUAAUGACCCUAAUGCUGAUGCCUAUUUCACAAAGAGAAAGUGGGGUCAACACGAUGGACCAUUGCCCAGACAGCAUGCCGGAUUGUUGCCAGAAUCUCUUAUUUGGGCAUAUAUUGUCCAACUCAGUUCUGCAUUGCGUACCAUUCAUACAGCAGGUUUGGCAUGUCGCGUUAUGGACCCAACAAAGAUUUUGAUAACUGGCAAGACAAGGUUGCGAGUAAAUUGUGUGGGAGUAUUUGAUGUUUUAACAUUUGAUAACAGUCAGAAUAAUAAUCCAUUGGCAUUAAUGGCUCAAUACCAGCAAGCAGAUCUGAUAUCAUUAGGAAAAGUUGUGUUGGCUUUGGCUUGCAACUCUUUAGCAGGAAUUCAGCGAGAGAAUUUACAGAAAGCCAUGGAACUGGUGACAAUCAACUACUCCUCUGACCUGAAGAAUCUGAUUUUGUAUCUGUUGACUGACCAAAACAGGAUGCGAAGUGUAAAUGACAUCAUGCCCAUGAUCGGUGCUCGAUUUUAUACUCAAUUGGAUGCUGCUCAAAUGAGAAAUGAUGUCAUCGAGGAAGACCUUGCAAAGGAGGUUCAAAAUGGAAGACUGUUUAGGCUUCUAGCAAAAUUGGGAACAAUCAAUGAGAGGCCGGAGUUUCAGAAGGAUCCUACCUGGUCAGAGACUGGAGACCGUUAUCUGUUGAAACUCUUUAGGGAUCAUCUUUUUCAUCAGGUGACAGAAGCGGGUGCUCCUUGGAUCGACCUCAGUCAUAUCAUUUCUUGUCUUAACAAGUUAGAUGCUGGUGUGCCAGAAAAAAUAAGCCUCAUUUCCAGAGACGAGAAGAGCGUCCUUGUGGUGACGUACAGUGACUUAAAGCGCUGCUUUGAAAAUACUUUUCAGGAACUGAUUGCAGCUGCCAAUGGUCAGUUGUAGUAUUUGCUAGCAGAGCAGGCGGGACGUGGCCGAGGAGCGGAACCAAUAGCGAAUUGCACUACAGCUGAACUGUGUUCAUCAUCUCAUUUCACAUUUGGGAAACAAACAGGAGAUGAGCCAAGCUGCUUGCACUUCAGUCAGGUACACUGUUACUUGAAAGGAAGAAUGUUUCACUCAUCCUAGAGCUGUGGCUGCCAGUGGGCCCAGAUCUGUGAAGAAUUUCUUUUAGAUUAAGGAGCACCAUUGGGUGAAUGAUGUUCCAGCUUCUGUUUUUUCCACCUGUAUAUGCACUAAUUUUAAUUUUUUAAAGACUUUUUUCUGAUCCUUGAACUUCUGCCACAUUGUAUACUUACUGAGGGACUCUUUGCAAGGACGUUUUGGGGAAACAAUGCCGGGCAGCAUUUCCUUCACUAAGGGUCGCAGAAUUUGCUCUUUGGUGGGUGGGUUGCCCUGAAUGAAGUCAUGGACCAGCUAAAUAACUUCAUAGAAGUACAGUCUAGCGCUGAAUUCUUACAAGUCUCGUAUGCAAGCUCUGUAUGCCACCCACUGUUCAUGCAGAUUGAGGCUUGGAGUGUUUUGUUUUGAAGAACACAAAGAGAAAUACCCGUGAAUUGUUGGCUCUAAAGUCCCCCUUACUUGAUUUAAAUCCUUUCUGAAUAAGGAUUGGAGAAACUGAAGGAGCACAGAGAGUGCUUUGCUCCACAUUCAGCCAGAGUCUCUUCACCAAGGUGUUUCCCUGCUAGUCAGAGACGUUGACAUUUAUGCCAUUUUUUUUUUUAACCAGAAAAAGAAUUAAGAGAUUGUGUUAACGACCUGAGUUCAGGAGUAGAUCGCUUUAGCUACUUUCCGGUUUGCUUUUUUGUAUGAAGUUCUGUUCUUCGAACCACAGCUUUAUUAUGGUACUUGACACUGGAUACAGACACAGACACUGUUCAGAAGAUGAACUAAACACAGCAGUGGUCUGGCAUCAAGAGCUUUCGCAAGUUUGACAGCCUGAGUCUGGAGGGAUAACGAUCUGCUGUGCCUUUGCAGUCACUGCUUAGCCCAAAGUAAUAGUACUUUUGAUAAUAACUAUGUGGGAUAUUCCUGAGUAAGUCAAUCUCAAAAGUUUGGAAUUUUCCUCCUCUUAACUUUCUUAAUAUUUGGACGUGCAGUUGUCGCCAAACUUGGGUAUUCGUGGAAUUUCUAGUUAAUGAAAUACCUAUACUUUGAUACUGAAGACUGCCAAAUACAUAGGGAUUUUCUUUCUUAAAAAACAGUAAUGAAGACAAGAUCUCCUUCCCCAGCACUGAAUGUUUUACCAGCUCCGGGUGCUUACCGUGCAGCUACGAAGAAAACGUGGGAACUCAGAAGGUCAGGAAAGAUUUCCAAGCACUUGUAACUGAUGUUACAGUCUUCAAUUUUAAUAAUUACAUGUAUUUGUAGUUUUCAGAGAAGUUUUUAAUAUUUCUCUGUCCACUUUUUAUAAGCUUUAAAAUAAUUUUCUCUGCCUUGAGAUUUGCAUCAAGAAAAAGCACCUCUUUACCUAAAAGCUUUGAAGACUAGGACACGCUUUCCAUGUCUUAACAGGUGUGUUUGAGUCCACGUGUGGUAGCAUCAGCUAUGGAGUGAAAAAGAAAAUCAAUUACUGCAUUUGAUCUGGAUGGAUUUUAAAAGAACAUGGUGUUCCAUAGUCCGAGGAUGAUUUAACGUCUGCCACCACGAUGUUCUUUUUAUGUAAAAGGAACAAGAGUUAGAGACAUUAACAUGCAAAAGUCUUUUAUCAUUAGCUCAUGUAUUUGAGGAAGAGCAGCUGUCUUUUUAUAUGUUUUUUGACAAAUCAUAUUGUAAUUCUUUUGUACAAAAAAGAACUACUUGUAUUCUAGAAGAAAUAUGAAAUGCUUAAUUUAUAAGCGGGCUGGAGAUUUUUUCCAAUAUUGUUUUCUUUGAAAAUGAAAGGGGAUCAUCUAUUUUAGUUUUGGGGUCUGGGAACUUUUUGAAAAUUUAAUUUGUGGACCAAUGUUUUGUGAAAGCUAAGGAAGGGCAGGGGUAAAAUAGGGCUUGAAUUUCUCAUUCUGUGUAGACCAGCAAACUUCCCUCUGCAAGGCAGGUUCAAAUCACAAACUCAAGAAUGUUUGCAUCAUAAAUGCUAGUUUGCUUCAGCCCCUAGUAACCUCAGGACUUGCUUUGAAUAUAAAAGGUAGACAGCUGAUACGUUGUCAUGAGUAAAUAUUGUCAGCCAGAAAACAGUUGGUGUCAGGUAAUACAUAUUUUUUUAAACUUUGUUUUAUAUUUAUUUUUCAUUUAGUUUUUAUUGGGAAUGGUUUUCCAUAGAACUCUUAGUUCUGCUUAGGUGUUUUUUGGGGGAGCCCUCUUUUCCAUAGUGUAAUUCCAUUUAAGAGGUUGUCUAAAAGUUAGUCUUUUUAAUUCGUAGGAAGAUUUUAAUAUCUGAGAAUAGUCAAAUUAAGGAUAAACUUCCCAUACUUUCCUGGUAUGACAGAUAAAAGCACAGAAAGGACAACCCUUGAAAUCAUGUGGCAUUGGUCAUUUCAAUUUUUUGUACCUAUUUUAAAUUCUGUUAGUGUAUUUACUUCAUUGUAAAUAUUUUUGAGGGUACCUUUGUAUUUUGCUUUUGACCUUGGUUCUGUGAUUUGGAUGUCAACAACUUCCCUAAAAAACACCAGUAUAAGUUCUAAUGUCAUGAUCCCAAUAUGGGUUAUUCAUCUUUAAUCCUGUUUUCAGUCUCUAUGUGUACAGCAGUAUUUUUAAUAAAGAAUUACAGAGA
Messenger RNA from Rhinolophus ferrumequinum (greater horseshoe bat), 8551 nucleotides. RefSeq names its product poly(A) specific ribonuclease subunit PAN3 (gene PAN3). The transcript is spliced from 20 exons. Gene Ontology annotation, molecular function: poly(A) binding; ATP binding; protein kinase activity. Gene Ontology annotation, biological process: mRNA processing; protein phosphorylation; nuclear-transcribed mRNA poly(A) tail shortening. Lineage: Eukaryota; Metazoa; Chordata; Mammalia; Chiroptera; Rhinolophidae. Gene Ontology annotation, cellular component: P-body; PAN complex. Bases 3067 to 5787 code for a protein of 906 amino acids. The record is from RefSeq and is a predicted model, not a curated record.